Molecule: messenger RNA, 3979 nt
Organism: Acanthopagrus latus (yellowfin seabream)
Lineage: Eukaryota; Metazoa; Chordata; Actinopteri; Spariformes; Sparidae
Gene: galr1b
Product: galanin receptor 1b
Exons: 4
Coding region: 117-1211 (364 amino acids)
Biological process (GO): G protein-coupled receptor signaling pathway
Cellular component (GO): membrane
Molecular function (GO): G protein-coupled receptor activity
Source: RefSeq, a predicted model, not a curated record
GUGUCUCCAGCAGUCUGUGGACUGUUGGAUCCGGAUCAUGGACCCGGUCUUUGAGCCAGUGUGUCCUCUGCUCCUCCACCUGCUCUGACCUCCAGCUCCACACGCAGAGCUCCAACAUGCUGCAGCCGGGAAACGAGUCAUCUGCCUGGGCUGACCUCCGGGAGACGAACCGGUCCGAGAAGGCGGCGGAGGGCGACGUGACCGGGCCGGAGGCAGUGGUCGUGCCAGUGGUGUUCGGGCUGAUAUUCGUUGUGGGGGUGGUGGGGAACUCUGUGGUGAUGGUGGUGAUCGGGAGGGUGAGGUACAGUGGCGGAGGGAGAGUGAGUGGGGGCGGUGGGGGAGGAGGGGUGAGGCGCCCCGGCAGCCCGACCAACAUCUUCAUCCUGAACCUGAGCGCAGCGGACCUCCUCUUCCUCCUCUUCUGCGUCCCGUUCCACGCCACCAUCUACUCGCUGCCGCAGUGGGUGUUCGGAGCCUUCCUCUGUAAGUUCGGACACUUCUUCUCCAGCGUCAGCAUGCUGGUCAGCAUCUUCACCCUCGUGGCCAUGUCCGCGGACCGCUACGUGGCCGUGGUGCGCUCCCGGAAGGCUCCGUGCGUCCGGAGCCGCAGGAACGCUCUGGCCGGGGUGUGCGUCAUCUGGACACUGUCCCUGCUGUGUUCGGUCCCGGUGGCCCAGCACCAGGUCCUCACCAGCCACCCCAGCGCCCCCAACAGCACCUUCUGCUGGGAGCAGUGGUCCGGAGCCUCCAAACGCGCCUACAGGGUGACGGUCCUGGUACUUGGGUACCUGUUGCCGCUGCUGCUCAUCAGCUGCUGCUACACCAGGGUUUUAUUUCAUCUGCAUAAAAAGAUGAAGAACAUUUCCAAAAAGUCUGAGCGCUCCAAGAGAAAGACGGCUCAGACAGUUCUCCUGCUCGUCGCUGCAUUCACCGUCUGCUGGAUGCCUCAUCACAUCAUUGCCAUGUGGGUGGAGUUUGGGACCUUCCCCCUGAAUGAUGCUUCCUUCGCCUUCCGCAUCGUCGCACACUGCCUGUCUUAUGGGAACUCCUGCGUUAACCCCGUCCUCUAUGCCUUCCUGUCUGAGAAUUUUCGUAAGGCCUGUCACCAGGUCUUCACCUGCCACUUCCUGUACCGGCCGCCACCCAACAGCGAGGUGGUUCGUUUCCGCAUGGAGAACUUCUCUACCACGCACUCCACCAUCGCCAUAUGAAGGAUGGAAACGAUGGGAUGUGUCUGGUCAGAGGCUGAUGGAGGAGGUGCACAGCAGCAUUUAGGUCACAGGACACCAGGAAGGCUUGUGAUUGGCUGCUGUAGACAGGCUGAACUUAUCAGGUUGUAGAAGAACAGAAAAUGACUGAGUGAACAUAAAGCCACAGGACACCUUCAUGAUAGGACAGUUCAAACAAACAUUCAUCAGUUUCAGUUUGGUAAAGAUUCGAUUUUUGUUUUAAAUCUUUUUUAUCCUCUGAAGAGGUCUGCAGGAACAUCACACUUUAGACCUCACAUGAAACAUUUCAUGCUUUAAAAACCAGAGUGUUUCUCCAUGAAGGAACACUGACUGAUCCUUCAACUGAUUCUGUGCUGUGCAUGUGAGUAGACGUUACUUUAUUUUAAAUAGGUUUAUGUGUUUUAUGAUGUUGUAUGUCUUCAACCAGAGAUGAACCAAAUAUAUCAGGUUUCACUUUCGUCCCUCAUGUUCUCAUGAGGUGAAAUGUGCCUUCUGACUCUCUGUACAUUGUCUGGAAACAUCCUGAGAAAGCUGAUGCUGAUGUUAGUGUGGUUAUAUCCAAACAUAUCUAAACAUGCAAUGAUAAGUGCUGAGUACAGAGGACCAAACCUUACAAAUAGAUACAUCCAGUUAGAUAAUGUUUGCAGGAUAAAUGAUAAUGUUAAAACAACUGUGUAAUUAAAAACUGUCACAUCGCGGUGAGGUUGUCUUGUCUUUGGGAUCUGUCUUGUGAAAUUCUUGUUUUAUUUUGAAAGUAACUUUCCUCUCGUUUCAGAUCACGUGCCCUUCCUCCUGUGUCCCUGGUCUGACGUCAUCCCUAAUCCCUGAUUGUUUGCACCUGUGUCUCCCUCCCUCAUGUGUAUAAAGUCUCUGUCUUCCCCUGUCUGCGUCGCCUAAGUAUUCGUCGUCUUGUCGUUUACUCCAGCCUAGAAUCACAGCCCUUGAACCCUCGAUCUUUGAUAAGUAUUAUCUUGUUCUUGUUUUUCUGUUUAUUGUACUCUUGAGAGAGUGAUUUUAUUUUGUAAAUUUCGGGUUAGAGUUUGUGUUGUAGUUUGUUUUUUCCUAGUGAUUUUCUUCCUCCCUCGGGAGCGCCUUUUGUUUCUUUUUGUCAUUCUUUUUGCCAGAGUAGAAUUAACUUUCAUAGCCUUGAGCCAUCCUCCUUGGAGUGAUUUUCUUUUGUAAGUUUUAUAUCUCAGUAUAUCAGAAUAGAGUAGGUUUUCCUCCUUCUGGAGCGUUUUUUGUUAUUUCGUGUUCUGUGGUGUUUGUCCUGUCUGUCCUUGAAUUGUUUCACAGCUUUGAUUGAUCAUCUCUUCUGAAGAGUCAUUAAUCAGAAAAAUAAAGACUCGAUUUUACUUCUGCUAUCUGCAUCUGAGUCCUCUCUUUUGUCUCAAGCCUGACAGUAUACUUAGGCCAGACAUGGACUCAGCGGAGGCAGAGCGACUCUCAGAGGUUCUACGCACUCAAGAAGCCCGUCUGAGUCGGCAGGAGGAGUUUCAGACCGCCAUGGCAGCCAACAUGGGGCAGAUCACUUCUCAGCUGCACGAAUUGUUGAGCCAAGUCCGUCGACCCAGUCCUGCACCUCCGACUCCGCCCGCUCCAGCCUUCCCAGAAGUUCCGGUGCACUCCGGAGGCGCCUCCUGCAAACUAGCGCCCCCGACCCAGUACACCGGGGAACCAGGACUCUGCCAGACGUUCUUGAUAGACUGUUCGCUUCAUUUCGAAUUCAGACCACAAGCCUUUUCGAAUGAACGGGCUAAAGUGGCAUUCAUGAUCUCCCACCUGGCAGGGCGAGCCAAAGCCUGGGCUUCGGCUGAAUGGAGCAGGAGUUCCGUGAUAUGUGAGACCGUUGCCGAUUUUCAGACGGCAUUGACUAAGACUUUUGAUCCGGUUUGUUCUAGCAGAGAGAAGGCUCAGGAACUCAGCUCUAUAAGACAAGGUAAUGACUCGGUGUGUGAUUACACGAUCCACUUCCGUACGCUGGCCGCGGAAAGUGGGUGGAACAAUACUGCACUAUACGAUGUUUUCCUGAAAGGAUUAUCACCUGAUAUUCAAGACCUUCUCGUACCCCUGGACCUACCCACGAGUUUAGACGAGCUCAUCGCCCUCGCCAUCCGCACGGAUAAUCGGCCGAAUCAACUCCGAAAACAGCGGGUGGAGAGACGGGGAGAAUACCAUGGAGCUACAGCUACGCCAGAGACAAGAUGGCCGACAUCGCCGAGAGCGCUUCCCGACAACGCUACGAGCCGCAAUGAGGAGGAGCCCAUGCAGCUGGGAAGAACCCGGCUUACACCAGAAGAACGCCAGCGGAGGCGCCAGGAAGGAAGGUGCUUUUACUGUGGGGAAUCAGGUCAUCUCGUCAGUGCUUGUCCUGUCAAGAAAACUCGUGGGGCCGGGAUCCCGAAACGUCAAACCUGAUGUCCUCUCUCAUCUCUUUGAUCCCGAGCCUAAGACCAAGCAGACCGAAAAUAUCCUUCCACUGAAUUGUGUGGUUGGAGCGGUGUCUUGGCCUAUAGAAAAGGAGGUAAAGCACGCAAACGGUGGAGUCCCGUCACCUAAGGGCUGUCCAGACAAUUGUUUGUACGUCCCGGCUGAAUUGCGCCCACAGGUGAUCCAUUGGGCUCACACAUCGCUGCUUUCCUGUCAUCCGGGAGUCAAAAGAACCAUGUACGUCAUCUCCCGGAGGUUCUGGUGGCCAGCUAUGGAGACGGAGGUCCGGGAGUACGUAGAGGCUUGUUCGGUCUGUGCAUGAA